AGCGGCUCUGGCAGCUCGAAAGUGAGUGCAAGGUGAUUGAGAGGUAACAGAAUCACCAUGAUUCUUCAGAGGCUCUUCAGGUUGACCUCUGUCAUUCAGUCUGCAAUCUCAGUCUCUUUGAGGUCUUUGAGGAGGAACAUUGGUGUUACAGCCGUGGCAUUCAAUAAGGAACUUGAUCCUGUACAGAAACUUUUCGUGGACAAGAUUAGAGAAUAUAGAACUAAGCGACAGACAUCUGGUGGACCUGUUGAUGCUGGCCCAGAGUAUCAGCAAGACCUGGACAGGGAGCUGUUUAAGCUUAAGCAAGUGUAUGGUAAAGCAGACAUGAAUACGUUCCCUAACUUCACAUUUGAAGACCCCAAGUUUGAAGUCAUCGAGAAACCACAGUCCUGAAGAAAUAAUGUAAAAUUUGUCUGGUAAUUUGUCCUAGGUUAGCUGUACAACUGAUAAGAAGUAACAGAAUAAACAUACAUUUCACAGCUUAAAAAAAAAAA
Hippopotamus amphibius kiboko is the source of this 494-nucleotide messenger RNA. Its product is annotated as ATP synthase-coupling factor 6, mitochondrial-like. The transcript has a single exon. Gene Ontology annotation, molecular function: proton transmembrane transporter activity. NCBI's taxonomy places the organism in Eukaryota, Metazoa, Chordata, Mammalia, Artiodactyla, Hippopotamidae. The coding region runs from base 58 to 393 and encodes 111 amino acids. The record is from RefSeq and is a predicted model, not a curated record. Gene Ontology annotation, biological process: proton motive force-driven ATP synthesis.